Messenger RNA from Telopea speciosissima, 4415 nucleotides. RefSeq names its product DNA mismatch repair protein MLH3. Gene Ontology annotation, cellular component: mismatch repair complex. Gene Ontology annotation, biological process: mismatch repair. NCBI's taxonomy places the organism in Eukaryota, Viridiplantae, Streptophyta, Magnoliopsida, Proteales, Proteaceae. The record is from RefSeq and is a predicted model, not a curated record. Gene Ontology annotation, molecular function: mismatched DNA binding; ATP hydrolysis activity; ATP binding. Bases 124 to 4110 code for a protein of 1328 amino acids. The transcript has 26 exons.
CUUCACUGCCUUCACUGGUACUCUAUGGUCGUUAAAACUUAAAAACCCUGAACAAAUAUUCCCGCCAUUCUGGGGUUCUUCACUCUUCAUCAGAUUGUAGAUACUCUCUCAGAUAUGGUGUAAAUGAGGAGCAUUAAGCACUUGCGAAGUGCUGUUCACAGUUCCUUACGCUCAAGUGUUAUUCUGUUUGACUUGACGAGGGUUGUGGAAGAAUUGAUAUUCAACAGUCUGGAUGCAGGCGCAGCCAAGGUAUCCGUUGCUAUACGUGUUGGGGCAUGCUUUGUGAAAGUAGAGGAUGAUGGAUCUGGUAUUACUCGGGAUGGAUUGGUUUUGCUGGGAGAAAGAUAUGCAACAUCAAAGCUGCACCAUUUGGCCGAAAUGGAUGCUGCUAGUCAAAGCUUUGGUUUCCGAGGAGAAGCAUUGGGUUCCCUCUCUGAUAUCUCUUUGUUAGAAAUCAUAACAAAAGUUCAUGGGCGGCCAAGUGGGUAUCGCAAGGUCAUAAAGGGAUGCAAGUGUUUGUAUCUUGGAAUUGAUAACUGUAGGCAAGAUGCAGGUACAACAGUCAUUGUUCGUGAAUUAUUUUACAAUCAACCAGUUCGAAGGAAGUAUAUGCAUUCCAGCCCCAAGAAAGUCUUGCAUUCGGUCACAAAAUGUGUACUUAGAAUUGCUCUUGUGCAUCCGCAUGUUUCAUUCAAAGUCAUCGAUAUUGAGAGUGAAGAUGAAAUGCUGUGCACACCUUCUUCCUUUUCUCCAUUGUCUUUAGUGAUGAGAAAUUUUGGUUUGGAGGUUUCUAAUUCUCUUCACAGACUGAAUUUCUCUGAGGGUGCAUUGAAGCUUUCUGGGUAUUUAAGUGCUCCUGGUGACUCUUUCCCCAUGAAGGUUUUACAAUGUGUUUACAUCAACUCACGGUUUGUUUGCAAGGGUCCAAUUCAUAAGCUGCUUAAAAAUUUGGCUUAUAGUGACAAGUGUUUGGAUCUGUGGAAGAGAGAAACCGAGUCCCAAUAUGGGAAAAGGAGUAAGCCCCAAGCUUAUCCGGCAUAUAUUCUGAACUUGUGUUGCCCUAGGUCUACCUAUGACUUAACUUUUGAACCAUCAAAAACAAUUGUUGAAUUCAAGGAUUGGGUUCCUGUACUUGCCUUUGUUGAGCAAGCCAUCAAGCAAUUCUGGCAACAAAUUCCAAUCGAAGGAGAAGACAUUGUUCAUGCUUAUGAGGCAUCAGGCGGAUAUGAAAAAUGCAUGGAAGAUGAAAAAAUUGCAUUGCCAAGACAUGAUAUGUGGGUAAAAUCUGAAGCUGUAAAAAAGAAGCGUCGGACCCAAUAUGAUCUGAUUGAUAUUAGCCCAUACUCUUGUCCUUUAAAUGUCCAAUCCGAAGAGUCUGACCUUAUACCCCACCAUAAGAACUGUAACACUCCAUCAAGGAAACUUCAUAGAAACACUCCAUGUUUUGAAGGACAAAAUACUAAGACAGGGUAUGCUUUCCCAGUCAUGACUCCAACUUCAUUGAGUUCUUCUAUUCCAAACCAUAUGCCAAAAUUUAGUCCAGAGGGUUGCAGCCAUACAUGGACACCUGGAAACAAUGUUUUUCCUUCAGUCGAUAAUUUAAUGAAGGAUGAGUUGAUUGCCGCAGAAUUGUCCUUGGAGUAUGUGAAAGGUUCUUUUUUAAAUUCAGGAUGGGGAAAUGAAUCUCCUGAAGCUGAUGCUAACAUUAGCAGAGAAUUUACAAGGUGGCUUUCGCCAUGCAACAACCAGUUCAAAUACAGAAGCAGUGUGAGGGGGGUUUCAUUUCCUUCAGACUCUCCAAAGAGUCUUAAGAUACCUCUUUUGGGGCGUUGCUCAUUGUUGAGAGAUGUGCCAUAUGAAGGUUCAUUGAAAUUGAAUACAAGCCGUGAAGAAUUUGAAUGUUCUAUGCUGAGAAAUGUACCAUAUGAAGGGUCUUCGUAUACAAGCCAUGAAGAAUUCGAAGUUCACCAUGAUAGAUUCAAGACCAAAACAAAACCUUCUGAUUCUGAGGAAAUGGUGGGUGUUCUAGAUGAUGAUGAUGGUAACCAGAGUUUUGAUUUCUGUUUGAAAGCUUCAUGGCAAGAUAGGCCAGAAACUUCUCAAAUGUCCUCUGGCAGCAUUAGAAAGUGCAGCACCACAGCUACAGAUUUAGACUUGUUGCCAAGGGACUUUAUUAAACCAUAUCCUUCUGAUUUUGAUAAGAUGACGAGGGUCCCGGAAGCUGAGAUAGGUCAACAGAGUUAUGAUAUCUUUUGGAAAUCUACUUGGCAAGAUGAGGCAGAAACUUCUUGGUUAUCCUCCGGAAGCAUCACAAAAUGCAGCACAACUACAGAAUUAGAUGUGUUGCCAAGGGAUUUCAUGAAACCGUCUCCUUCUGAUUGGGAGUACCUUAGUGAAGGGAGUGGCCCUCCAAAUGAUUCUCCCCUGAAAGUUGGAGAAAUAGGCUCUAAUCAUCAAUCCAUAAACUCUGAAUGGUGUUACAGAACCUCUGAUUCUAUUUCUUGGGAUACACCUUGGAAGGGUGAACAUUUUUCUGGUGACUAUGCAUGCAGAAAGAAUUUUAGGACUACCAAGAGUGCUAUGUAUGAACUUUCUGAAAAUGGAGAAGGGAAUGAUGAAUAUGAAGUUUUUGGUUAUGAUACUAUGCAGAAUAGUCCCACUGAAGAAGGUUGCCCUGUUGUUUGUAGGGAAAUUUUUUCUGAUAAAUUAACUGAUGUAGUAGAAUGGGUAGGUCUAGACGCUUCAAGGACAGAUAAUACAGAUAAUUGUACAGUACCCACACGGCCCUUUCCUUCUCCUUAUUACAAUAAUAAGGGAAACAAUCAAAGGGAUCUGGGAUCUCAAAAUUGUGUACAGUAUCAUGGUCAUACGCGACAUUCCAGGAGAAGCCACUCAGCUCCACCAUUUCACAAGGGCUGCAAAAAGUUCUCCACUGUUUAUAACCAUGAGACCACUACAGCAGAACCUGAUGCAUGGAUUGUCCAUGAUGCCACUACAUUACCAGGAGCUUAUAAAUUUAAGCCUUCAUCACGAUCUUGUGCUGUAUCUGAGCAAUAUUCUGAAGGAAACCUUUCUGAUAGUUCUUUUUUCUACAUGGGAACAAUCAAGGAGACAAUGCAACAUGACAAACAGAAUAUCCAUGGUAUUGAAAAGAUUGCAGAGAUUGAGAAGACAAACGACCCAGAUUCUCUUGAAGGCCUCAUAACCGAUCGUCUGGAAGAUUCAGAACUUUCUGGGGUCAAGUGGCGGAAUAGCCAUCUUCAGGCUACAGAUGGAAAUGAACCAGAGAAUUUGCAUGGAUUAAAUGAUGUACUUGAUGUCUCUUCUGGGAUCUUGCAACUUGCUGGUGGUUCAUUAGUUCCAGAAUCUAUCGAAAAGGAUUUUCUUGAAAAUGCCAAGAUUCUCCUGCAGCUGGAUAAAAAAUUCAUCCCCAUAAUGGCUGGUGGAACAUUGACCCUCAUUGACCAGCAUGCUGCAGAUGAAAGGAUUCGACUGGAAGAGCUGCGUCACAAGGUGCUAUCUGGUGAAGGGAAGACUGUUGCUUAUCUGGACGCUGAGCAAGAGUUGGUACUACCUGAGAUUGGAUAUCAGUUAGUGCACAACUAUGCAGAACAGAUAAAGAAUUGGGGCUGGAUCUGUAACAUCCAUGCUAAUGUUUCAGGUUCCUUUACGAAGAACAUGAAUCUCCUAAACAGGCAACCAUCCACUGUCACACUUCUUGCGGUACCUUGUAUUUUAGGUGUCAAUUUAAAGGACAAGGAUCUUCUGGAGUUUCUGGAGCAGCUUGCUGAGACGGAUGGAUCAUCAACUAUGCCGCCUUCCGUACUUCGUGUCCUCAAUUUUAAAGCAUGCAGAGGAGCAAUCAUGUUUGGGGAUUCCUUGUUGCCGUCAGAAUGUUCAUUAAUUAUCAACGAACUGAAGCAGACCUCCCUGUCCUUUCAAUGUGCUCAUGGGAGACCAACUACUGCCCCUAUCGUCAACUUGAAGGCCUUGCACAAGCAGAUUACCGAGCUUCAGUUGUGGAAUGAAAAUUCCAAUGGAUCGUGGCAUGGUCUGCGUCGACAUAAGCUCAGUCUUGAACGUUCAAAACAGCGUUUAAGCUCAGGUUGAGAUUGAUGUGGAUGACAAGCAAGGAUGCCUUCAUGUUGUCAGGUUUAUGCCUCCCAUUUCAUUCCCAUCAAAUUGAAGGCCUUGCAUAAGUAGGUUGCUGAGCCUCAACUAUGAAAUUUGCUUUUAAAUAACCUCGGGCGUGACUUUCACUGAUUUGGGUUGACCUAAACAUGGAGAGCAGUAUUUAAGCACAAAGUCAGUGAAGAUGACAAGCAAGGUUGCCUUCCCUAGUAAUUUGGUGGCCCUCGGUUAGGUGCCAAGCCUGCACAAUUUUGUUCAUUUGAAAUGCAUUCUUUGAUUUCUUU